Molecule: messenger RNA, 861 nt
Organism: Exophiala aquamarina CBS 119918
Lineage: Eukaryota; Fungi; Ascomycota; Eurotiomycetes; Chaetothyriales; Herpotrichiellaceae
Exons: 3
Coding region: 1-861 (286 amino acids)
Biological process (GO): fungal-type cell wall organization
Cellular component (GO): cell cortex of cell tip; plasma membrane
Source: RefSeq, a predicted model, not a curated record
AUGAGGUUGACGGCGGUCCUUACUCUGGCUUGUGCCAUUGCGACUUUAGUGCUGUCGCUUCUAUCCUUGCUUGCAGGCUCGUCGAGAUCGUUCCUACAGGACUCAGAUAUGAUGACGCUGAAUAUAUCACGGAUAGGCCACACAUCCCUAUUCAAUACGACGGACGGGGAUGGAGGGUUCUUCGAUGAUUUGGUCAACGACCUUCAGGAAGACAUUAAUGACUUGAUCAACGAUGCGAGCUCUGACAUCGCCGAGGCGCUCAAUCUGCCGGACUUCCUCAGUGUUCAUGUUAUGGACUUUUGCCAGGGCACCUACUCUCCCAACAGCACUGUCAGAAAUCCGAGCAUGAACACCACCGAAUGCUCGAAUCGCACCACACUCUUCCAUUUCCGACCUACCAAGAUCGUAGAGGAUGCACUUCCUGAUGGAAUCACUUUGGAAGACAUCCACUGGCCCAGUGAGAUCCAGGAUGCAGAGCGUGCUAUCAGAAUUGCCUCGAAUGCCAUGGUGGUAUGCUACAUCAUUGGGAUUGUCUUUGCCGGACUCGCAAUCUUCACGGCCAUCUGGGCAAUCUUCAGCUCCGGACGUUUGUCUGCGCUGAUCAACUUCGUCAUUGACAUGCUUGCUUUUCUCAGUCUUGGCAUUGCAUCCGCCAUUGCGACAGCAAUCAUCGUCAAAGCAACUAACGCUAUUAACAAAUACGGUGAUGAUAUCGGAAUUGCAGCGUACCGCGGCGGGCGGUUCCUAGGCAUGACCUGGGCAGCUACAGCGCUAAUGCUCCUUGCAUCCGUUGUUUCGAUUGUACAAUGCUGUGGAGGCAGACGAAAAGAACGUCGCUACGGAGGGAAGUCACAAAUCUGA